Molecule: messenger RNA, 1135 nt
Organism: Carya illinoinensis
Lineage: Eukaryota; Viridiplantae; Streptophyta; Magnoliopsida; Fagales; Juglandaceae
Product: outer envelope pore protein 16-2, chloroplastic
Exons: 9
Coding region: 1-948 (315 amino acids)
Cellular component (GO): chloroplast outer membrane
Molecular function (GO): amino acid transmembrane transporter activity
Source: RefSeq, a predicted model, not a curated record
AUGGGGAGUACAUCACAAGGCCGUGGGUGUUCUAGGGUUCCGGGUUCUUCUAGGGUUUGUGGGUGUUCGAUGGGGAGUACAUCACAAGGCCGUGGGUGUUCUAGGGCUCGUGGGUGUUCGAUGGGGAGUACAUCACAAGGCCGGGAUGGGGGUCUUUCUUGGCUGAACACGACGACUCAGAUGAGUGCUCGAAGACGAUGGGGCGAAGCAUCAAACGGUGACGAUGUGUCUUGUGAUGCUUCGAAGGUCACGCCGGGGAUCAUUCCGGGAUGGGGGUUUUGGGAUUUUGAUGGCCCGAAGCCGAUGGUGGACGGUGGACUCUGUUUCGUGAUGGGGCAAGAUGAGGGAAGAUGGUGGACGGUGGACAACGUUCGGGAUGGGGUUUCAAAGAAAAAGAUGAGAAAUAAUGGUGACAUGCAGACAACUACAAGGUCAUUGCUGGAUGAUCUGCGUAGCUUUGACAAGGGUGGCUUCUUCGACCUCGGCCACCCUCUCCUUAACCGCAUCGCCGAGAGUUUCGUCAAAGCAGCCGGGAUCGGAGCUAUUCAGGCUGUGUCCCGUGGGGCUUAUUUUACAGCCAUUGAAGGAGCAGGACUUGAUUCGGGUACUGGUGGUCUGCCGGCGGAGAUCUCAGGUGCCAGCAAGAAGCAUCGAUUCCGGGACCUCAAAGGAGAAACCAACAGAAAGUCUCUCGAAGCCAUGGUGAAGAACACCGGAAAAGAAUCCAUGCAGUGGGGACUGGCUGCAGGAGUGUAUUCAGGUCUCACGUAUGGGCUAAAGGAGGCUCGUGGAAGCCACGAUUGGAAAAACAGUGCAGUCGCUGGAGCUAUUACUGGUGUGGCAUUGGCACUUACAUCUGAGGACUCUUCCCAUGAGCAGAUAGUGGAAUGCGCAAUCACUGGAGCUGCGAUUUCCACUGCUGCAAAUCUCCUCGCGGGGAUAUUUUGAGGUGGUGGUUGAUAUGCUACCAAAAGAUAUUUAAUAGCCUUCCUGUUUAGUUUUAUAUCUAUAUGCCCUACCAAGUGAAUCACUCUUUGUGAUUUUCAACUAAACAAAAAGAGAGAAUCCUCAUUGUGAUUUCCAGUCAUCAUCAAUAAAAUGAGCCGUGAGACAUGUAGUUGAAGUUUUGCAGAAA